AUGAGUCGCAUACUAUCACCUGCCUUGCGAACAGCCAUCGGUCCACGAUCAAGAGUCAGUACUCGGCCUGCACUUCUGCAACAUGGCUGCGCUGCAAAGCGUGCACUCGUGUCGGCGGCGGACUUGCGUUUCGGGCAGCCAUUGCACGAGACGCAUCCGCAUAUUAUCGCAGCUGGGGAUCUGACACCUGGUAUCUCUGCCCUAGAGUACCAUCACCGACGUGCAGCCCUAGCUAAGAAGCUGCCUCGCAAUAGUGUUGCCAUUGUGGCUGCAGCGGGUGUCAAGAUCAGGUCCGGCGCCGUCUUCUACGAAUACCGGCAGGAUUCCAACUUCUACUAUCUGACAGGGUUCAACGAGCCGGAAGCGGUAGCAGUCAUUGAAAAAGGGUCUUCCGAUGUUAUGUUCACCUUCCACCUCUUCGUCCGACCGAAAGACAGCAGAGCAGAGAAAUGGGACGGCGCGCGUUCGGGUGUACAGGCCGCGCAGGAUGUCUUCAAUGCAGAUGAGGGCAGAAGUGUCGACGAUGUUGAGAAAGUGCUUCCGAAACUUCUGAAUCCUGCAAGGAGCGUCUACACGGAUAUUGGCUACGGAAACCGCAAAGAAGGCGUCUUUGCGAGGUUCAUUGCCGGGUCUGAGCCGAAGGUUGAUGGCUUAGCGAAGCUGCUUACAAGCGCCACGGUGAAGUCAUUGCAGCCCAUCAUGAACGAGCUGCGCGUUAAUAAGUCAGACGCUGAGCUUAAAUGUAUGCGGAGAGCUAGCUCCAUAUCCGGCGCCGUCAUUACUGAAGCCAUGCGUAACCAAUACUCCAGCGAGAAGCAGCUUUGGACGGAUCUGAAUUACGGUUUCAAGACGCAAGGGCUUGAUGGUGAUGCUUAUGUACCGGUCAUUGCGGGCGGCAAGAAUGCUCUUAGCAUACACUAUGUUCGCAACGAUGCUCUGCUGAACACUGGCGAGCUGGUGCUUGUUGAUGCAGGUGGAGAGUAUGGCGGGUACAUCAGUGACAUCACACGGACGUGGCCCGUGAAUUCGCGCUUCACGGGUGCGCAGAGGGACAUGUACGAGAUGAUAUUGAAGGUCCAGAAAAGCUGUAUAAGCCUGUGUAGAGAAGACGCGAACAUGAGUCUGGACAAGCUACAUCGGGUCGCUGAGGACGGCUUACGGAACGGCCUUGGCGACCUUGGGUUUGAUAUGUCCGGCUACGCCCUGGAUACACUCUUUCCGCAUCACGUAGGCCACUACAUCGGCUUGGACGUGCAUGAUGCGCCUGGAUAUCCGCGCACGGACCUUUUGAAGGAGAACCAAUGCAUCACCAUCGAGCCUGGGAUAUAUGUACCGGACGAAAGUCGCUGGCCUGCGCACUUCCGUGGGUUAGGCAUCCGCAUUGAAGAUUCUGUGCGGGUAGGAAAAGAUCAGGUAGAGAUCCUGACGAACACCGCGGUGAAGGAUGUACAGGACAUUGAGGCACUACGUGGCUGA
This is a messenger RNA of Baudoinia panamericana UAMH 10762, 1476 nucleotides long. RefSeq lists its product as uncharacterized. Bases 1 to 1476 code for a protein of 491 amino acids. NCBI's taxonomy places the organism in Eukaryota, Fungi, Ascomycota, Dothideomycetes, Mycosphaerellales, Teratosphaeriaceae. The record is from RefSeq and is a predicted model, not a curated record. The transcript has a single exon. Gene Ontology annotation, cellular component: mitochondrion. Gene Ontology annotation, molecular function: manganese ion binding; metalloaminopeptidase activity.